AUGCACCGCAAUGGGGAGGCCCAGGGAGAGGAAGAGGAAGAGGAGGAAUAUGGACAGAUGUAUGUUACACCUGUGGACAAAGAGGGCACUGGGCCUCUGCUUGUCCCUCACAAGGAGGACAACCACGACAACACCACAACCAAUACCAACAAAGGGGAGGACGAGGAGGUCACUACAGAGAAAGAGGAGGACCUAAACUUCCGUUUCCAGCACAAAUGCCUGCUCAGGCCUGGGAGCCAGAACAGGAGUAUUGACGGGACCCAGAGACGAAAUCAGUGGAAACCAUGGUUACAGACCUUACACCCCUACAAAGCCACACAGGAUGAACUCCACUGCACCCUGAACUAUCUGACACAACCAGAUGAGUUAUAUGAUGAAGCCUGGCAGGAAGAAAUGGAGAGUCACACUCAGACACUCAAAUUCACCUCCAUUUUUGCAGGAAAAGAAGGUGUAGCUGCCUUUUGUGAGCUCACUAGAGACCAAGAGGGUUGGUAUGCUCUACACGGAGACUCAAGCCCCCAUGUCACACUGGCUGUCGGCAGUGACUAUGAGGCUAGAUCUCUUGGACCUAUGGUAAAAAGAGCACUGACACUCUCAUGGGAAUCGACUGCUGCCCCACGAGUCUGGAAGGCCAAAGAAGAAGACAUGUGGUGUAUUGCCGCACCCAUAACAGACAAAACAAUCUCGGAGAAUAAAGAUUUGCCCCGCUUCCAUGGCAGGGAAAAAACAGACCAUCCUGAUACUCCCCGGAUCUUAGGAGAGGUUCCACCACAGAUCUGGACUUCUUCAUCUCAAGAUGUUGGCUUGGUAAACACACCCCCUAUCCACAUCACCCUGAGGCCGGGACAGAGACCUGUCUGGAGACCUCAAUAUCGCCUGAAAAAAGAACAACAAGACGGGAUAGCAGAUACCAUCACGGGGCUAUUACAAGCAGGAGUGAUCAUCCCCUACAGGUCCACAUGGAACACUCCUAUACUUCCGGUGACAAAGGGAGAGGGUAAAGGAUGGAGGAUGGUACAAGAUUUCAGACCUGUAAAUGAUGCAACUAUCCCAGAAGCAUUGCCAGUUCCAGACCCAUAUCUAGCCCUACAGAAUAUCGGGCCCCAGCAUCAGUAUUUCACCGUGGUGGAUCUUGCUAAUGCCUUCUUCUGUCUACCUUUGGCAGAAGACUCUCAGGAGUAUUUUGGGUUCACCUAUAAAGACCAGACCUACACAUACACCAGGCUGCCACAGGGUUAUCGUGACAGUCCCGGUCUGUUCAACCAUGCUCUCAGAACUCACCUCAAACCCUUAACCCUGCCUGCAGAUGUCACCCUUAUCCAAUAUGUGGACGACAUUCUGAUUGCUGCUCCAUCGGCUGAGGCAUGUCUGACAGCUACCCAUGCACUGUUGAAAUUGUUGGCAGCGAACGGCUACAAAGUCAAAAAAGAAAAACUACAAGUGUGUAGACGACUGGUCAUCUUCCUGGGACGGGAAAUCUCACACUCCUCGCAUACUCUCACUGCUUCCCAGAAAUCUGCCAUCCUCUCACAUAACAAGCCGCGGACGGUACAACAGAUGUUGGCUUUCCUGGGGCUAACGGGAUACAGCAGAAACCAUGUCCCUUGCUAUGUUGACCUCACACAACCUCUGAGAGACAUAGUAGCAGAGGCAGGAAAUCGCAACCUAACUGCCGAACUGCUAUGGACACAAGCCGCCGAAGAAGCCUUCACACUCACCAAACAGGCACUGGCCCAGGCGACUGCUCUGUCCUCCCCAGAUUACACCAAAACUUUUAAUCUGGAUGUUUCUGAAAAAGCUGGGGUGGUAAAUGCAGUGCUUUUUCAGAAAAAGGAGGGAGAGAGAAGAGUGCUGAUGUACCACAGCUCAAAACUGGACAAUAUGGAAGUAGGACAAGCAGGAUGCACCAGAUACUUAGCAGCUCUAGCAAAAGCUAUCACCAAAACAAGUCACCUGGUAAUGUGCCACGAGCUGAAGAUAAACACAGACCAUGGAGUAGUAGCUUUCUUGGGAUCAAGCGCAUUCACUUUCUCAGCAGCAAGAACAAAAAUCUCAGAGACCCUACUACAACCCCACAUCACAUACCACACAGAGGGGGUAAACAUGGCAAAAGGACUAAAUGCUGAGGAUGGACAGCCUCACAACUGUGCUGAAAAAGCAGAAAAAGAAGUGAAACUCAGACCAGACCUGGAAACAGAGCCACUACAGAACCCAGACAUGAUCCUGUUCACAGACGGCUGUUGUUACAAAGGAGAAAAUGGAAAUGUUGCCUCAUAUGCGGUGGUUGAGCAGCAGCCAUACACCAGAAAGUACACCACGAAAGAACAAGGAAUCAUCCCACAGCCGGCAUCUGCGCAACUAGCAGAAAUAAUCGCACUAACAAAGGCCCUCAAACUGGCUGAAGGAAAAAAGGUAAACAUCUACACAGACUCAGCCUAUGGCUAUGGAGCUGUGCAUGUAGAUGGACCACAAUGGAUAAGGAGGAAUUUUCUGACCACCGCCAACACUCCAGUGAAACACAGGAUGCAAUUAGAAGAAUUGGUGCACUCCAUAUCACUACCAGCAGAAGUGGCAGUGAUGAAGUGUAAAGGACACCAGAAAUUGGAUAACGACAUAGCCGAAGGAAAUGAUGCCGCAGACAAAGCUGCUAAAGAAGCCGGAGGCUACACACCCAGGCAAAUGGUGAUCACAGACUCCUCUCCAUUACCUGUUCUAACGGAAGAAGAUAUCAUCAAGAUACAAGAACAAGCCGGAGCAUAUGAACAGAGUGAAUGGGCAAGAAAAGGAGCUGUACAAAGGAAUGGAUUGUGGAGGUCACAUGAUGGACGACUGGUAGCUCCAGCAAAACUCUGCCACCUACUACUGAAGCAAGCCCAUGGACCAGCCCACGAAAGUAAGCAAAGGACACAGAAGAACAUUGAAGCAUGUUGGUGGCACCCUCACAUGACCGCCCUAGUGGACAAUUACAUCACAGACUGCACCACAUGUAAUGAACAUAACCCCAAGCAAGCCUACAGGUGCCCCCUAGGGAAGUUCCCUGUGCCAGAAGCACCAUUCCAGGACAUCACCAUAGAUUUCACGGACAUGGGAGCAGAAAACAGAACAAAAGGAUACAGAUACCUGCUGGUAAUGGUGGACCGAUUUACCAAGUGGGUAGAGGCCAUUCCCUGCAAGAAUGAGUCUGCACAGACUGUGGUAAAGUGGCUGAAGAAUGAACUCAUCCCUAGGUACGGGGUUCCCAAGAGCAUUCGCUCAGACAAUGGCUCACACUUUAGCAACAAAGAACUAGCUGAAGUAGAAAAAGCAUUAGGCAUAACACACAGGUUUGGAGCAGUGUACCACCCUGCAUCACAAGGGUUAGUAGAAAGAGCUAACCAAACGCUAAAACGAAAAAUAGCAAAAAUAUGCUACGGCACUAAGCUCACGUGGGUGGACGCACUCCCUCUAGCGCUUAUGUCAAUGAGGACCUCCCCAGGUUCAAAAACACAUCUAACACCACAUGAGUUGCUGACGGGCAGGCCAAUGCCUGGACCACCCCGAGAGGGAGGUCAUAUGCCCUCUCUGGAUGUGUGGCAGGUGAGCUGUGAUGAGUACAUGACUGCACUGACUAAUCUCAUUCAAGUUUUGUCUAAACAGGUACAGCUGGCCGGACCCGAAGCAACUCCAGCGGAGACUCCAGCAAUAAAGGUAGGAGAUUGGGUGCGUGUGAAAGUCCACAAAAGAAAGUGGCUGGAUCCCAGGUGGACAGGACCCUAUGAAGUUACUGAAGUAACUUCCCACGCGGUCCAGGUAAAAGGUAGAGCUGGAGCUAAUUGGCACCACCUGACACAUUGUGCACCUGGAUCUCCACCCUCACGCACUUUGGCGGAGGUUAGAACUGAUUUGGCUGAACUAGGUGAGGGUUCAAAGGAGAUAGACUGAAAAAAAAAAAAGACAAGACCCUCAUCAACACCAUGGUUGAAUUAAACAGACGACCAUGGCACCCCUUUAGGCACCCAGGCUGGUGUGGGCUAAGGGGAACAUUGUGUGUGUUUUUGUUCAUAUCAUUAAUCAUAGUACUCCCCAUUAUAUUGUGGGAGGUUAAUAAUAAUCACACCACCAAUACUACUGACAGCAUUGCAGC
Molecule: messenger RNA, 4123 nt
Organism: Seriola aureovittata
Lineage: Eukaryota; Metazoa; Chordata; Actinopteri; Carangiformes; Carangidae
Biological process (GO): DNA integration
Molecular function (GO): RNA-DNA hybrid ribonuclease activity; nucleic acid binding
Source: RefSeq, a predicted model, not a curated record